AUGGAAGGAGAAAAGGCACGUGAAAAGGAUGGCAAGCUGUGCCGCAUGACAUCCUCACGCACCAUGUUUUAUGGGUCCUCCUCCACCAUGGCUCCACCAUCCAAGAACCGGCUGAAGCGCCAGAGCCGGAUUUUCUCCCAAGUCUUGUACCGCACACUGAGCUACAAGGACCGGAGCUCAACCUCCGCUUCUCCGGCAGCCGGGGAGGAUGACCCGGCUGAACUUUCCACCCAGCUCUCAGCCCCUGGCGUCUUGAAGAUCUUCGGUGGCAACAUCUGCGCGGGCACCAACUACAAGAGCGUGCUGGCGACGGGCAGCUCGGGCGCACAGGAGCUGGUGAAGGAGGCCCUGGAGCGCUACGGGCUGAGCCAGCUCAGUGCCGGGCAGUACGCCCUGUGCGAUGUCAUCGGGAAGUUUGAGGGCCCCGAGAAACGGUGGCAGACGGAGGCGCUGAGGGACAGCUUGGUUUACCUUCUGAACCGCGAGCAGCACACGGUGGGCCAGAGGACGCAGGCGAGCAAGCCCAGCAUCAGCCUGUCGGCCCCCGACAUCCUGCCCCUGCACUGCACCAUCAGGAAGCUCCGACCUUCCCGCCAUCGCUCGGAGGAGAAGUUGGUGCUGGAGCCCAUCGCCGGCGCCGGCAUCUCCGUCAACUUCACCGAGGUGACCCGGACGGUCGUGCUGCGGCACGGGGACCUCCUCUCCCUCGGUCUCUACUACCUGCUCCUCUACAAGGACCCCAUGAAGGCUCAGCCGCUGCCGGCGCAGACCCUGCUGAGGCUGCGAGCCCUGCACCCCUCCGUCCCCGAGGGUCCCCCUGUCUGCGGGGCGUGCGGCAGCCUGCUGAAGGACCCUGCCGCCAAAAAGCGGGGCCCCUCGCCUGCGGGCGGCCCCAGGGGCCCCCGCAGAAAGCUGCUGCUGGAGUUUGAGCCGGCGGCCGAGGACGUGCUCCUGCGGCGCAUCAUGACCCUGAUCGAGCCGGGGGGGGACGACCACAAGCUGACCCCCGCCUUCCUGCUUUGCCUCUGCAUCCAGCACUCGGCCACCAGCUUCGAGCCGGGCGACUUCGGGCAGCUGCUGCUCAAAGUGGCCAAAAUGAUCCAGAGGACGGUGUGGGAGCGGACGCGGGAGCUGGCUGAGAAGCAGUCCCAGCACCAGGACCCCGCCACCCUGUCCCGCUUCACCAUCACAGACCUUCUCCCGGACCUGCAGCACAUCCUCUUCUGGAUGGCCAAUGCCAUCGAGGUCCUCUACUUCGUCCAGCAGAAAUCGCCCACCUACAUCCAGAGCAUGGAGGAGGAGCUGGAUGUCAGAGCAAGCCCAGCAAUCCUUGCUGGCGCUGCGGAGGUGAGGGGGUCAGAAAGGUUCGGCUCGUGCCAAGAAAACCCCCAAAAUUGGUCUGCUGUGAAGUUGCCGCUCUCCCUGCAGUGUCUGUAUGUGUCGCUCCCUGCCCUGCUGGAGUGCAACCCCUUCCAGAACGAGUGCCGGGAGAGCUGGCGGGCGUCCCCACCGCUGCCCGAGGAGCUCCGCAGGGUCGUGCUCAUCUACCAGGCGGUGCUGGACCUGCUCCGCCAGUACGAAGUGCACCCGGAGAUCACCUCCCAGAUGUUCUCCUACCUCUUCUUCUUCUCCAACACCCUGCUCUUCAACCAGCUGCUGGACAAGGAGCUCACCAGCGUGGCCAAUCUGCUGGCCAUGCCCGGCUCCCAGCUGGUCCAGAUGUCCUGGCCAUCCCUGCGAGCUGAGUUCCCGGCGCUGAGCCCUGCGCAGCUUCACCGGGUGCUGAGCCAGUGCCAGGUGGUGAUGGAUGUGGGCUGCAUCGCAGCGUGGCAGCCCGGCGAGGAGGAGAGCCCGGCCGCCUUCCAGCCCGAUGAGAUGCUGGAGUCCUUCGACAACCAUCCGCCCAUCAUCCUGCCCGGCGGGGGCUUCAAAGUGGACCUGGAGGUGGAGACGUUGGACGACAACAUCUACCGGCACCUCCUCUACAUCUGCCACUUCCUCUGGAGUCUGCAGAGCAAGAGCCCUCACGCCAGCGAGGGGCCAGGCUCAGCACCCCCAAAGCUCCCUGGGAGGACGUCCCUCCAGCAGGUCCUCUUCUCCUCUCCUGCCCUGUCCCCAUACUCAGAGUCUCCGCAAGGCACUGGCAAGGGGCUGCAGGACCCCCGGAGGAAUGGGAUGAACGGCACCAAAGGCAGCACUCCCGAAGGAUGCUCGCCGACCCCCCGCCCAGGCCUUCCCACCCCCAGCUCUGCCCCCGACGACUUCUGCUACGUCUUCGUGGUGGAGCUGGAGAGAGGCCCCAUCGGGCUGGGGAUGGGGCUGAUCGACGGCUUGCACACUGCGCUCUGCUCCCCGGGGAUCUACAUCCGCACCCUGAUCGAGGACGGCCCCGCGGCCGCCGACGGCAGGCUCUCCAUCGGGGACCGCAUCCUGGCUGUCAACGGCACCAGUCUCAUCGGGGCAGACUACCAGAGUGCGGUGGACCUCAUCCGCUCCGGAGAAAAGAAGCUGAGGUUUCUGGUUGCCAAGUCGGACAUGGAAAUAGCCAAAAAAAUCGGUUCCAGCUGCUCCUCCUCCUAG
Messenger RNA from Opisthocomus hoazin, 2580 nucleotides. NCBI's taxonomy places the organism in Eukaryota, Metazoa, Chordata, Aves, Opisthocomiformes, Opisthocomidae. The record is from RefSeq and is a predicted model, not a curated record.